Pseudogymnoascus verrucosus is the source of this 872-nucleotide messenger RNA. RefSeq lists its product as uncharacterized. The record is from RefSeq and is a predicted model, not a curated record. The transcript is spliced from 2 exons. Lineage: Eukaryota; Fungi; Ascomycota; Leotiomycetes; Thelebolales; Thelebolaceae. Bases 276 to 872 code for a protein of 198 amino acids.
UCUUCACGAACAACUUCGGAUUCUUGGUCACGUAGAUUGUGUGUAUGUGCCACGAAAAAUAUAGAGCUGUACCAACUCUUUGAUAACGAAUAAACAACUCGAAAUCUACACCACACCAGCGUAUUGGUCCUCCAGGAACAGCCUUUCUCUGUUCUCCCCAAUCUUGACCACACAUCAUAUCCACCCACCUCACCCAUCUCACUCACUCACUCACAAACAACCCUCAAACACCACACCACACACACCUCACCCAAACCACUCCCAGGCAAGCAAAAAUGCCUCCCAAAAAACCCACCCCCCCAUCAACUUACCUCCGCCUCAAACACGCCCGCACCACCAUCCUCCUCCUCGCCUCCCCCAUCACCCCCCUCUCGACGCUGGUUGCAGACCUCCUCUCCGCGCUGCAAGAGCGGUAUCCUCAUGGUUUGCCGAUCUUGACUACCACUACCAGGCGCGACCCGGUCACCUCCCGUGCCGCCGGGGUCUCUGGUACCGGCGACGCUGAGGAUGAGGAUGAGGAUGGUGAGGGUGACGAUGAAAUGGAGGUGGUGGUGGUGGAAACUCUCACACCGCUACCGAAGUCGGUGGAGGAGAUAGAGUUGGCGGUCCCGAAUGAUGCGUAUGAUCCCGCGGCGGGGUGGAGGGAGAUUGAUUGGGCGGAGGAGGGGGGGGAGGGGAUGAAGGGUGUUGGGGUGGCGGAAGGGGGGGUGGUGGCGUUUAGGGUUAGGGGGGAGGAGGGGUGGGGGGUUGAGUGGCCGAGGUAUGAUGAGGAGGAGGAGGAGGUGGAGGAGGGGGAGGGGAUGGAGAUGGAGGAGGAAGGGGGGGGGGAGAUGGAGGUUGUGGUUGGGAAGGGGAAGGGUAGGGAGGAGUAA